AACGCUCGUUGACUGGUGUGAGACAGGCAUCACCAGGACCAUUGACAGUAUCAGGACAGGACGACUGGCUAACAGGACACUUGAGAAGAGUUGUAAAAACUGUACAAUUAUCAGUUUAAGCGGUAUUAUAAGUUAGCCCGUCGGUGGCAGUGUUAGGGCUCUUGUAGCUGUUUCUAAGUGUGUCCGUCGGUGUUUUGCUACCUUGAGUUAGCCAACAAGGUACAGGAAGCUAACCUUAGCAAGCUAGCAGUACCAAUGAAAGUUACAGUAACAUGACGUUAGUUAUAACGUUAGAUGACAUAAACACCAUGUGAAAACACCUUAUCUUGCCUUUUCUCCGAGGAGUGUCCUAUCUAACGUAGGUCAUAAUUUAAAAUUCAGAUAAACAUGGCUAAAGGUUUAAUGGUCCAAUACUAGUGAAUCCCAUUGAGAAAUCAGUGACACAAUAAACAUGUCUGUUAUUCUCAAACAGUCUGAGUCAUGGGCCGAUUGAAGAAAGUCACAGUUUUAAGUACAUUUUGUCUUUAUUUUUCACUCUUUUUCAAGAAGCUGUUGAACUUUGUCACAAUGCGACGACUUUUAACAAGAACGAUAAACCGACUUUUGCUGGGUGAGCAGUUCACAGCAGCGAUGGGUGUAGAGGAACAAAUACACACAGAAGGCCGCCGAAGGCUGGUGGUCGGCCUGGGUAACUCAGGGAUGGAGGGUACCAGACACAGCGUCGGCAUGGCGGUGCUCGGCGCGCUCGCCACCCGGCUCAGCGUGGGUGACCGUUGGCGCAGCGACAAGCACGUGUCCGGUGAGGUCAUCGUGUCAGAGGUAGAACGCACACAUGUGGUGCUGCUCCGUCCCAGGCUGCUGAUGAACGUCAACGGAGUGUCAGUGGCCAAAGCAGCUCGUAAAUAUUGCAUCAAGCCUGAAGACAUCCUGCUGGUCCACGAUGAACUGGACAAACCUCUGGGCAAAAUCACCAUCAAACAUGGAGGAAGCGCCAGAGGUCAUAAUGGAGUCCGCUCCUGUGUAGACUGUCUUCAGACUAAUGUGAUGCCCAGACUUCUGGUCGGGAUCGGCCGUCCGACAGGGAAGACGCCAGUGGACCGUCACGUCUUGGGCAGGUUCUCCUCAGAUGAGAAGAAAGUUCUGGACUCUGUUCUUGUCCAGAGUGUGGACCUCCUCCUUAAACAGCUCUCUCAACAAGACUCCCAACAAGACCCCCAGUCCCCCUCUUCACCAGCAGGGGGCAGACGCGCAGCACAGAAGAGGAAGGAGCCCUCAGCCUCUCCAGCUGAGGACUCUGCUGCUGGUCAGAGCUGAAGCUCAAAGUUUCUGAACUCAGGCAGAAGGAGAAAUCAUGAACCUUUGCAGAGAGAUUAUUUAUUGAGAAUCAAGAGGGAAUGCUUUGACAAGUGGAAAAUGCUUGAAAACAUCUUUCUAAAACAAAGCACUCAUUAAUGUAUAUAUUUGACAGUUAAGGGGGUUGAGACAAUCAUUGGGAUUGAUGAGAGAAUAUUAUACAGUAAGUGAUGUUACGCUGUCACUGCAACAGAGGAUGAUACUGGACAGAGACCUGCAGAAAGACUCUGAGGCAUGAUGAUUGUAUACAUAUGCAUAUAUAUAUUUCUGUUACAGAUGUAUCACAGUAUAUGUUAUAAGCUGUCAGCUGAUACAUCAGCAGCAGCAAACUACAAUCACAGCACUGUUAGCAGUGAUGUAUGGCCUCAUAUGUAUCACCAGGGGACAUUGGUAAACUCACACUGUGAAGUUUUUAUUGAAACAGACAUUUUGAUCCAGAACGGAUCUUUGUUCUACGAAUGUCUUAGAGCUGGACUUUCAUUCAGUACCUCAUAUUUUGACAUGGUGCACUUAACAAUUUGCUCCUGCAGUGAGUACAGCUGUUGAACCAAACUUGAAUUACUUUAUCAUGAACAUUAUCAGCAGGCUAGGAGGUCUGUACUGUACAAGGUGCUCUUCUGUAGUGGGAGCUCUGUGAAGUAUUUGGUGCUGACAUAAAACUGGAAAUCAGA
Molecule: messenger RNA, 2024 nt
Organism: Dicentrarchus labrax (European seabass)
Lineage: Eukaryota; Metazoa; Chordata; Actinopteri; Moronidae
Gene: ptrh1
Product: peptidyl-tRNA hydrolase 1 homolog
Exons: 5
Coding region: 481-1314 (277 amino acids)
Molecular function (GO): peptidyl-tRNA hydrolase activity
Source: RefSeq, a predicted model, not a curated record